UAACGUCAACUGUCAAAAUUUUGGAGUGUCAUGUCAUCGUAAUAUUUUCGUUUUUCGUGCAAACAUAAUCGUUGAUAAUUACAAAAAAAUAGCAAAAUAACACUGUGAACGUUUGUAACUGUGCUAGAAAACUGUUGUUAAAAGUGUUUUCAAGAUGCAUUGGUACGGUGGCAGCAUAGCUGAGGCGGUUACACUAUCUAAACAGAAAAAUGCUAUUUUCGUAGUUUUUGUUGAAGGUGACAACCAGCUAUCAUCAGAGAUGACGUCAGUGCUGGACGACGCAGCGGUGCUGCAGAGGCUCGGCAACAGCACCAACUUCCUGGCCAUACGGCUGAAGAGUGGCUCCACGGACUACACACACUUUGCGCAGAUCUACCAAUUCGUCCCUGUUCCGUCGCUAUUCUUCAUCGGCCGUAACGGUACUCCGUUAGAGGUGGUCUGCGCGGGAGUGCAGCCAGAUAAUCUGGCCACCAGGAUCGACAGGAUACUAGAGGAACACCACAAAGAAAAGUCAGCACCGCCGUCCAACAUUAAGGAGCAAACGGCCAAUUUACUUGCAUCUGAAUCCACCCCCUCCCCCACACCGGGUGGAAGCAAAGUGUCUGCCACCGCGCCUGUCAAAGAACCAGAACCAUCAGAACCGGCCGCGAAAGUGGCCAAACUAGACGACCAAGAAGUGGUGUGCAACGACGGUGUUUGCAUCCGCCGCCCGCGCGCCGACGGUGCCGGACCUAGCAAAACCCCUGACGCUGCUGUAACACAAAAAGAACAAGAAGCGAAGUUGGCAGCGACAGAGAGUAGUCUGAGCGCAGAAGAGAAGAUGGAGAGAGCUAAGGCUUUGAUUGAAGCCAAGAGGAAGGAGAAAGCUGAGAAAGAGAGACAGCAAGAGAAAGAAAAAGAAAAGGAGAGACGCAACCUCGGGCAAGGGGUCGCAGAGCUCAAGAAGUGGCAGGCCGAGCAGGAGCUCAAACAGCUGCAGGAGGAGCGCAAACGCGAAAAGAUGGAGAAUGACCUCGCUAGACAGCGCAUUUUGGAGCAGAUAGCGCAAGAUCGCGCCGAGCGACGCGCCAGGGAGUCUAGGGACGUGCCACAGCCGCAAGAGUGCCAUCUGAGAGAAACCACCACUCCAGCCACAUCCGGGGACGGGGCCCUACAAGCUCGCGUGCAGUUCAAGCUGCCGGACGGGACCACCCAUACAAACCACUUCCCUGCCGAGGCGAGGCUGGCCGAAGUGCACCGAUAUGUCGCCGAUAACUUGGAUCUACCCACAGCUCAAUUCUCCUUAUGGCUGGCGUUCCCUCGACGAGAGCUGACCGACACAGAAGCGACUCUUCGGCGACUCGAACUAGCGCCGUCCGCGGCUCUGCUCGUGCUGCCGCGCGCCGCCCUGCCAGCGCGUCCCUCUGCCGUCAGCAACAUGAUAGGGCUCGUGACGCAACUCCUAUCGGCCAUGAUCUUCGAGCCGUCUACGCGGCUGUACGUGUGGCUCAUGUCGCUGGUGGCGCCCGCGCGGGGCGGGGACGCCGCGCCGGGCCCGGGCGGCCCCGCCCCCUCCCCCUCCCCCGCCCCGCGCCGCGGCGUGCACCGGCUGAGGGGGGAGAGACCGGAUGAUGACAACAAUACUUGGAACGGGAAUUCGACACAACAGAUGUAGACACAUCUAUUUAUCCUCGUGCCGCCCAAUGUACAUUUAGAUGUACACUCAGUUUCGAUGGAAUGUCAACCUUAUUAUAAACGAAGUAGGUAGCAUUUAAUUUGUCUCGUAAAUUUUUCGAACAAAUGAAAUUCAACCUAAUUGAAAAUACAACAAGAUUACUUGGCUAUAAUUUUGUAUGAUGGGCGGCACGAGGUUAUCGUCAACAAUAUGAAGAAAAUACAAUAUUUGGCUACCAAUAUCACAGAGUAUCGAAAUAAUACCACAGAAUAAAUAAUAGUACUAUAGUCUGUAUCUUUUGGUAUUUAAAUAAAAGUAAACAAAAUCUACCCUCAAAUGGCUCCUUAACCCAGUUGAGGGUAGAUGAAAACAUUACAUGAUCAAAUAAUGUAGGUUAAAGUCAGGUCGUUCAGUGACAGAUCCAGGCGGUUUUGUAUUUGGUUGGUUAACCAAUAAAUGUUAUAACUACCCGAAAAUGUACAAAUUAUUUGUUUACUUUUAGUUAAAUACCUUAAGAUACAGAGUAUAGGUACAGAAGGUUCACUCUCUAACGCGUCUAUUACGACAGAUAUGACCGCCAGGUGGCGCAAGCGCGAGCGUCCGUUCCGUAGCGGUGCGCGGCAACUACUACUGCUAGACACCAACAUUGGUGUGGGCCGCGUGUACUUGUAGCGACGCGACGAGAUCGCGGAGUGAGCCACGCCUGAUAAUAUCAAACUUUGUAAAAGAGGACUCUGAAAAAAUGUCUGAAUAUCCCAAUUUUGAUACAAUAAAAUUCGUCAUCGGCAUACAUACCUAAUGUGUUUAAUAAAUAACUAACGACCCGCCCCGGCUUCGCACGGGUUACACAAAACCUUAACAAAUUAUACACCUAAACCUUAUUCAAGAAUCACUCUACUGAUAGGUGAAAACCGCAUGAAAAUCCGUUCAGUAGUUUUCGAGUUUAUCGUGAACAUACAUACAAACAGACAGCCGCGGCGGGGGACUUUGUUUUAUAAGGUGUGAUUUCAUUGAAAAGUCGAAAGCAAAGAAUUUCAUUGUAAAGAAGAAUUUCGUACAAUGACCCGCUAUUUCCUGUCUCUAUCCCACGCGCAUAAUCAUAUUGCAGUCGCUCGCACAGUGGCAUUGACCGCCAACAUCGUGAACGAGACAGCAAUAUAAUUACGCGCGUGCGAUAGAGACAGAGAUAGGAACAGGCAGUUCAAUGUACGAAAUUCCUCUUGAUAAGCGUCCUUUCAUCAAUUGCACUACGGACCAGACACUGUCAGUAAUAUUGACAUUACUAUUGACAGUGUAGUUAUUGGAAUGAUUUUAAAAUGAAAAUUUGAUUAGAACGAUGUAAUGACAAUAUUACUCGACAUUUUUACUGAUAGUGUCAAGUAUGCAUAUAAAUGAUAUAAAUAUUAUAAUAUAAUUUAUUUUAUUUUUAUUUAGGCAUUCACUUAUUGGUUGGUUUAUCACGGAAUUACAGUUUUCUAGUAUAGUUAUAAACACGUUGUAAUUUAUUAUGAAUAAUAAUAAAAUAUAUGGUUAUUUGGAAA
This is a messenger RNA of Cydia splendana, 3195 nucleotides long. Its product is annotated as UBX domain-containing protein 4. Gene Ontology annotation, cellular component: endoplasmic reticulum. The transcript is spliced from 12 exons. The coding region runs from base 155 to 1654 and encodes 499 amino acids. The record is from RefSeq and is a predicted model, not a curated record. NCBI's taxonomy places the organism in Eukaryota, Metazoa, Arthropoda, Insecta, Lepidoptera, Tortricidae. Gene Ontology annotation, molecular function: protein binding.